CUGAAAUGACGGCAUUCUACAGCUGCUAUUCAAAGUGCUAUGAAUCAGUUUGCCUAAAGUCUCACUCCACCAUUUGAUAUUUGUUUGGUUUUUGUUUGGGUCCAUAGCAUAUCAGUUUCCUUCUUCUUCAAUCUUCAUCAUCUUGUUCCUUUCACCAUUUCCAACCCUUCUUCUGUUUCUUUGUGUUCAAAAAUAUUCUGCUUUUUAUCCUUUUCUUUCUAGUUUCUACCAUUCAGAUCAGGUGAAAAGAAUCACACAACAAACAAACAUGGCGGCCUCCACCCUCGCUACUUGUAUUCGUUCUGCAUUACAUAGUGUAGAUUUGUUGCUGGACGUGAUGUUUCCUUCCUCUGAUCAGGCCCUUCAAACAUUUAAGUCCCUGAGAUUUCAGUUGAGAAAACUCGAGAUGUUUGCUCUUUCUGCUAGAAAGUUGGGGAACCAUCCAAGUCUUGAAUCUUUCAUGGCAAAGAUCGAAGAUGCCGUUGGCAGAAUUAAUGUUCCAAACCACAGUUUAGAAGAUCUCACGGAUCAGUCUCAAAUGCUCUCAUUUCAUAAGGACAUUAAUUCCUUGGAAGAACAAAUACAUGAAUGGUACAACAAUCUCUUGGAUGCCGAGCGAGGAUCGAUUUCUCUGACGAAAAGCGAGAUCUUGGAAAUAAUCAGUUCCUUUCUAGAGAGUUUAGAGCAAUAUCAGAGCUUUCUGGAAUCAGAUGCUGCCUUUGAAAUUUUAGAAAAUUUACUGAAAGCUUGUCAAGUGCAAAUUUCAUUCUUGAGAAAUCUCAUCCUGUUGGCCACACAACGAAAUGUCGAACCCUCGGAGGCUUUGUUGGUUCAUGCUGAAACUAUGGCUAUCCUAGCUUCUCGUCUCCUUGCCAUCAAUAUUGAGCGAGUAACUGAAAAUGAUUUCCUAUCAGUGUUGGAAACAACAAUGCCAACUGAUCCUCAUGUCUAUAAGGCCUACACCGAUGCCCUCAGAAGCUCAAAGUGCACGAGAAAUCCCCUUCCUACCACUGUAAUUUUCUGGGAGGCGUUCGCGGUGUAUACUUAUGUUGUGAUCCCUAUGCCUGGUCAAUUGGUAGAGCUGUAUGAAGGACUGAGGUCAUUAAUGAAAAUGAUUCUCAAGUUGCGCCAACCAAACAAAUUUGAUGUGAAAAUCAAGGAAGACAUACUCACAAUGUUAUGUGAUGCCGGAAUCUUCAUUUUGUCGUUGUACCAGGAGGAUGUUCAAUUAGAAACUGAGCUUCUUAAAGAUUUGUUGAAAGCAGUCAAGAUCAUUCUGGUAGAACUUGAGGAGAAAGAUCCACUAGUUCCAACUUUUAACUAUAGAGGCAUUACUCAGUUUGAAUUUAUUGGCUUUUUAUUGCAAAAACUAAUGGAGCUUACAAGUAGAGAUGCUGAACAAACUGCCAAGAGUUGUGAGCAAACUAUAAAAAAAGAAGUUGUUGACAUGAGAUCUUUCUUGGUGGACAUUUUGGAGAUGCGCCAUAAUCAGGUCGAAUACCAAUCUCUCUGGGAUCGUGUUUUGGAGGUGGCAUACAAGGUGGAGGACUUCAUAGACUACCUAGAGGUUGAAGACUCACCAAAUUAUGUUUCAACAUCAUUAGAUUCCAUCAUGAAAGACAUUGCAUAUAUCAAGUCAAUAAUCCAAGUCAUCCAGAGACCUGAGAUUAAACUCAAAAGGCAAGAAAUCGAAGUGGCGGAAGUGAGUGUGAAUCACAACACAUUGCAGUCCACAAGUAUUACCUCAAUGGAAAGAGAGGUUGUAGGAUUCCAAGACCAGGCAAACUCAAUUAUUGAUCGCCUCAAGAGAGGAUCAAACAACUUACGGAUCGUGGCUAUUGUGGGUAUGGCUGGACUAGGCAAAACCACUUUGGCUGGAAAAGUGUACAAUGAUGAUUCUGUCUCGUACAGUAUUCCUGUUCGUGCAUGGACUGUUGUGUCCCAAACAGUGAACAAAAGAAAAGUGUUCAUUGACCUUUUGGCUCAAAUUGAUCCCAAGAAAUGUUCCGAAGAAAUUAAUUCACUUGCAUCAACUCAUGAUUUAGCGGAACUGCUGUGGCGUAGUUUGAAGGGAAGGAAAUAUCUCAUCGUUUUAGAUGAUGUAUGGGACGUUGCAGCAUGGCAAAGCUUGCAAGAAUCAUUCCCUGAUGAUUUUAAGGGAAGUAGAGUGAUGUUGACCAGCCGCAAUCAUAAUGUUGCUCCUCCCAGUAUGCUUGAAGGUUAUCCUUAUGAAAUUCAACCACUGAGUAAAGAUGAGAGCCUGGAUUUGAUGCAAAGACAAUUAUUCGGCGGAAAUGGUUGGCCUACUGAAUUAUAUGAUAUUGGGAGACACAUUUCUGACAUUUGCAAUGGACUACCUCUUACAAUUGUCAUUGAGGCCAUGAUGAGCUGCUAUCAUUCAACGAGCCUCGUCACCUACGUAGGUUAUGCAUUCACUCUACUGCAGACUGUUUCCUGGAGUCAGAAGAUAUAUUGUUCUCAUGUUCGUUCUCUGAGUUUCAAGUAUCCUGAAAACAGAUUAUUGUUUAGAGAUAUCUCAUUCAUGAUGCUUAUUAGCAAACUGCUGCGAGUGUUGGAUUUGGAGAAAGUUCGUUUAAAUUGGAAGAUUCCAAGUGAAAUCGGACUCCUUGUUCGAUUGACCUACCUAGCAAUUGGAUGCUCUUGCUACGACAUCCCACCUUCGAUAGGUAACCUCUUUAAUUUGGAAACUUUGAUUUUGAAGACUUAUAGUGGACAAGACAUUAACAUUCCAGACAGUUUCUGGAAUCUAAGGAAAUUAAAGCAUUUGUAUGUAAGAGGUGAAUAUGCGAGUGGAGGCCUUUUAUCUGUAGGAAAUCUUGACAGUUCACCUGUUUUAUAUGAGUUGGAUGAGAUCACUGGUUUAUAUGUCCUUUUCACCCUCAUGGAAAGGCUCAUGAAAAGGUUUCCAAACGUUCGUAGGUUGAAGUUUGGACUUUUGGUUCGUUAUACCUCUGGAAGCAAUAAGAUUGUAGUUCCUUCAUUUUUAAAUCAACUAGAGUCACUUCAUGUGUCAGCAAAACUGCAGAAGCAUAUCAAUAGCACCAUGUUCGAGUUUAGUUUUCCGAGAAACCUGAAGAAAGUGACAUUGAGAAACUUUAGUUUGUCUGCUACGAGUCUGUUCAACCUUGGUAAACUGCCAAACCUUGAAGUCCUCAAAUUAGAGGUAGUACGCUUUGAAGGGAACACAUGGAGAAUAGAUGAAGAAGAAGAAGGGGAGUUAUUCUGCAAACUCAGGAUCUUGAAAUUGGAUUCUCAGGAUCUUCAGUGUUGGAGUACUAGUUCUGAAGAUCAAUUUGUUUCUCUUGAGAAGUUGCAGCUACAGUCCUGCUUGUCUUUGGAAGAGAUGCCUUCCUGUCUUGAAAGCAUUCCGAUACUCCAGAUGAUCCAGGUCAAUAGUUGUUCAAACAAUGUAGAGAAGUUUGUGAAAGGAAUUGAGGAAGUUCAGAAGGGAAAUGGAAAUUCGGACCUGAAAGUCUUCAUCUUUCCAAUAUUCAGUUGA
Oldenlandia corymbosa var. corymbosa is the source of this 3520-nucleotide messenger RNA. NCBI's taxonomy places the organism in Eukaryota, Viridiplantae, Streptophyta, Magnoliopsida, Gentianales, Rubiaceae. The record is from the annotation of a GenBank genome assembly.